Eriocheir sinensis (Chinese mitten crab) is the source of this 11549-nucleotide messenger RNA. RefSeq names its product protein tramtrack, alpha isoform-like. Lineage: Eukaryota; Metazoa; Arthropoda; Malacostraca; Decapoda; Varunidae. Gene Ontology annotation, molecular function: protein binding. Gene Ontology annotation, cellular component: nucleus. Bases 842 to 2560 code for a protein of 572 amino acids. The transcript is spliced from 7 exons. The record is from RefSeq and is a predicted model, not a curated record. Gene Ontology annotation, biological process: regulation of transcription by RNA polymerase II.
GGACAGUAACGUGACGUUCCCUGCGGCCCGGGGUGAGGUGGCUUCUGCUGGGCCUCCUCCUGCGUCCUCUCCGCACCGCCCUGCCCCCACACCGCCAAGGGCCUGCCCCGGGCGUCCUCUGUGUUGUGAGAAUGUGUUUGUGUGUGAGUCCCCGGCCAUUAAGGGCACCACUGAGCCCCAGAGUAUUGGUGGAGGUGCUUCACCGUAAUGCCCUCCCUGCCUGGGUGUGCGGGUGUCACCAGCAGCCCCCCGCGGUGAUGCAGCAUGAACGAGGCAACACACCAGGCCAGGAAUCACGGGAAUUAGUCUUGAGCACUAUCUAAAGGUUUAACACAUUACAUUAGACGUAGUAUCUCAAUAACCUGCAGAUGUCAGCAGCACAGGUGGUAGAGGCCCAUGGGGAGGCAGCCCUGUGUGUAAGAAUGGAUUUGUGGGCUGAUGUGUGGGAAGGUUUCCAUCAAGAUAAUUAUUUACAUUAACUCUAAUACCUAAAGGCAAACUGAAGGAUCUUUUGUAGGCAAAUAACUCAUUCAUGCUUUCACUUCAAAACAAUGGAUGGUGCUCUUGCCUGGUUGGCCUUUCAUCUUGUGGUUGCAAAUGGGAAAAUUUAAGUAGAGUAAGAGAAGAAAGGUCCAGACAGCUGACAAAUUUUAUCAAAAGAAUAAAGCAGUUUUUCUUAAGGCAGUGUAAUAUGUCUUUCUCAAAACUAUUUGAUUCAUGCAUGAUUUAAUAACGUGUAUGAAUUAACCAAAUAAGCUGAGUUACUGCGGGUGUUAUGGAUGUAUGGCAGAACAAAAGUGGCUACAGAUUGGGACUUUGAAGUUAUAUAUUGUAUCUAGUCAUGGGGGUGGACCAGUUCCUCCUGACGUGGAACAACCACCGCUCCAACUUAGCAGAAGUUUUUACGCAGCUUAGGGUUCAGGACCAGUUGGUGGAUGUGACGCUGCUAUGUGAUGGGGGCAGCUACCCAGCCCACCGCCUUGUACUGGCCGCUUGCUCUCCUUACUUCCACCAGCUUUUCACACGCCUGCCCACCCAGCACCCACUCAUCUACCUCAGGGAUGUCAAACAGGCCGAGCUUGAGGCACUACUGGAGUUUAUAUAUCGAGGGGAGGUGAGUGUUGCCAACAGUGAGCUGACAGGCCUGAUAAAGAUUGCUGAGAGUCUCCGCAUCAAGGGUCUGGGCGAUGUGUCCCAGCGGGACCAGCAACACCCACUGGUGGGAGAGAAGAGGGCCAGCCCCCCACCCUCCCCUGCCUCUCCCCCUCCUCACCAGUCCCGCCCCAGGAAGGCACCGCGCCUCUCCACCAAUGGUAAUGGGGAGAUGAAGGGCCAAGACACCAACUUUGCUUCCCUCUUGUCCCCAGCCAACAGCUAUGGCCAUGCCAUUAACAAAACCACUGGCAGCAAGGAUGGCUUUGCUCAGCUGAUGGACACAGGGUGUCCAGACAUGCCAGAACACACCCUGGAUGGGGAGCAGACCCCCCCCAAUACUGGCUGGGACAUGUCUCUCUCGGAGUCUAAGUUACGCUCGUGUCUGGAGGGUCUGGAAUCAGUCUCUGCUGCUCAAUCUCUCGCUCAGUCUGUUGCUCAGUCUAUUGUCAUCCCCCGCACCCCCUACACCUCCACCCCACCCAAAAUGUCAUCCAGUAAGAGGGAGGCCGGGGAUAUUGCUUCCAAGGAGGCAGGCUGCCGAGGGGGACAUGCCUCCGCCCGCAAAAAGAACCCAGAGCCUCUAGAGCCCCGAAAACCCAGAGGACCUGCACCGGUGAACAGUCUGUCCUCGGCCAGCCAGGACGGAAUGAAGGACAUCAAGAUCCCCAAAGAGCAUAUCAAGACAGAGGUGGAUGUGGACAACCUCACAUCAGGAGAGGAAGGAGAGGCAGCUCCCAUGCUGCCCCUGUAUGAGACCUCCGGAGAGCUCCCUGCUUCAGGAGCAGGGGAGCUUUCAAACCCCCUGCUGGCCAGUUAUCGGCAUAUGCUGAGCAUGGGAGGGACUGAGGAGCGAGCUUUCUCCCCCCUCAUCCCCACUACGGUCCAAGAACAGCAACAGCAGCCACAGCAGCAGCAGGCUCCCUCUCCCACAAGCAGAGAUGCUCGGAGCCUGACCUGCCAGCUGUGUGGGGCCACUAUCAAGCACAUAGCCAACUUCCGCCGCCACAUGAAGCAGCACCUCAACCCCCGCCGCUUCCCCUGCCCCUGGUGCUCUGCUGCCUUUGGACGCAAGGACAACCUCAAGACUCACACCCGAAAACAUCAUGCAGCUGAGGUGGAGGCCCAAGAGGCUGGACUGCUGCCCCAGACACCUGGGAACAGACCCGACUCUGGGGAGGAAGGCAAGUGUGGGGGCAUGAGUGAUGACGGGGGGAGACUGCCGGGGCUCAAUGGUCUCAACGGCUCGGAGGAAAAAGACCGUGAUGAUGAGGAAGAGGAGGAGGGAGGGGGGGACAGGGACUCCUCCUCUGACCACAACGAAGGACUAGUGAUCGCUGAGGACACGGAGGAAGAGGAAGAGGAUGACGAUGAUGACUCCCGCACACAGGCGGAGAAUGGUCAGUGAAAGGUUGAUUCUCUGUUGGUUGAGGAAGCAGUGGCUGCUGGGCUGGGGCAUCCUUUGGUAAUGUUGAUGUUGGUACUGGAGAUUUCAAAUUUUACUGACAUAUCAUGGUUUCUAAAAUCAUUCACAUAUCACUGUAAAAUUUUGUGAUUUCAGUAUUCAAAUUCUAAUUUCCUCCAAAUUUUAUGUAGAAGAAUUUGCAUAUCAAUCAGAGUUGAUAUCAGUAACAAAAAUUUGUGAUAUACAGUAGCAAUAGAUCAGGAAUAUAAACAACAUGCUUACCUAAAUUUAGAAAUUCUUAGCUACCAACAAAAAAAUAGAUUUAUUGCUUAGCAAAUCUAUCAAGGAAAAAAUAGUCAUCAUAUUGGAAUAAUUAAAAGUUCUUCCAGUGAAAGGUAACAGCCUUUAAUUGGUGAUAAGCUGGUGUGAUCGCAUUGGAGUAAGUGAGCAGUGCAGGUGUUAGCAUUUAGUCCCUCACUGCAGCGUCUCAGAGUAUAUUUUCAUGAAUGACAAUAAUGAGAGAUGGGCAUUGGCAAUGGUAACAGUUCUUCUGCCACUGAGAGAGGUGUACUGUUGGGCUGGAACACUGUACCUUCAUGAAGCUGGAUCAAGGGAAAGAGUUCACAUCAUUCAUGGGGAAAAAACAAUGAAAUAUACAGAAGUCCUUUAUUGAGCUCUGAUUGUUGACAUAUUUUCUGGAGUGAAGUAGUUUUGUAAUGGGAUAACUUUUUAGUGCCUAAACCAUUAACUUGAGGCAGACCCAUAUUGUUGGAUUUCAGAGGAUUUGUGCACCAACUGACAAUAUUUGCAAUGCCUUAAAAUGUUCAAUUCUAGAAUUAAUUGAUACUAAUGACUUUUAUAUGCAACUAAAUUUUUGAGAAGCCUUGCCUCUUUGCUCAUAUCAUUACAGGAAAUAUAGACUUGAGUCUUUGUAUUAUAGGAUGUUAUCAUCUUUGGCAUUAUUUGACUGUAGAUUUGGUACCUUGUAGUGUCUAGUCAGAAGUAAAAAAGAAAUAGCAAUGAUUUAUCUAACUAGUGUGUGUGUGUGUGUGUGUGUGUGUGUGUGUGUGUGUGUGUGUGUGUGUGCAGGUUGUCAGAGCUGCAAUAAAUAGUCUAGUCCCAAGUGCAACAUUGCAAGCCAAACACGUAAUUGCAUGAUUUUACAACCCACUCUUCCACGUGCCCAAUCAUGUCUCGGCGUGUGUCAACUUGCCAAUGCUCAGUGUUACUGAGGAAAUAUUUUCCCAAGGAGACCUUAUAUAAUGUAACAGUCUGAUAGGUAGAUAACAAAAGUACUAGUUGAUGAGCUCUAUUUAAAGCAAACCACUAAAAGUGUGAUUUUUAGCAGAUACAGGAAAUUUUCAAUUUUUGUUUAAUUAUUUAAAAAAAAAAGCAUUUAUUGGUUUCAUAACAUUUUUAUUGUAGGUAUUUUAUGAAACAUCACUUUCUGUUACUGAUUUUUUUCAGGUAAUUCUGAUUAUCACCUGAUUUUGUUUGUUAAUCUGUAUAUUUAUGUAUUUAUUUAUUUAUUUAAUCCUGUAGAAAGCAUUUGUAGGUACAUCAUGCUGCCUUAAAAGGAGCUUAUGUUUAUAAUUAAUUCCUGUGAAAAUUCACAGACUAAUGAAGUCAGCUGCCAGAUUUUGUAUAGAACUGCUUGGUUUAUCCUGUGAAACUAUUUAAACAUUUUUGAUAAUUGCUUUUUAGGUGACAAUAGUGUAUUUUUGCCAUAAGAGUGGUGAGUCACCCUGUGUUGCUUGGCGAUGGCACAGCAGAAUGACUUCUCCACACCCACCAACACUUGCACUCCCUUGAAAAUAAUUAAAGCAGCACAACUUCAUCAUCUUGCAAUGUUCAUGAUUCAAGAAGAACUGCUUAGCAAAAAUAAGAAUAAAAGCAAACUUUGUGUGAUAAAAUGGUAGUUGAUUACCAUACCAAAAAUUUGCUGUCCUGAACCUUGGAAUAAUUUAUUCAUAUAUACACUAUACAUGCCUUCGGGAAGAGGACUUUCAAUGGUAAAUCUUGCAACAAGUUGACUUAUAUCAGUGUAAAAUUGCUGAUAUCCUCAUAAACACAUUUGUCAUCAUUCCUUGUAGGAUAAAUUCAACGACAAUGGAAGAACCAGAAUUAUGAUAUUGACACUUAAAUGGCAUUUAGCCACAUAGAUAUUGAAUUGUCUUGAAUUAGGACUGUCUAGUUUUUACUGAAUUUUCAAUAUAUUAUUUUGAAUAUAAUGAUUAAAGUUCCAUGCAUCAGGGAAGGCUGUGGAGUGUCACGGAGAUGCACAGUGGAUGUAUGGCAAUGUUGUGUUGUGUUGGUGGGUCGUGGGGGAGCCCAUGUUGGCGAGGAUGACAAGUUUGUGUACCAAUCCCUGUACCUGUUUCUGUACUUAUACAUACAAUAUGUGGAGUUGGGCCAUUAUUAUUAUUAUUAUUAUUAUUAUUAUUAUUAUUAUUAUUAUUAUUAAUAUUAUAAUCAUUAUUAUUAUUAUUAUCAAACUAGUCAAAGUAGAACAAUGUUGUUCCUUGAAUUAUAUUCAUUAUAUCCAAAGCUUUGAUGUCUUCACCAAAGCAUGUCAUAAAUAUUGAAUUUCUGUUUUAAGCGUACUGUUAACUUGAGACCAGUAUGUAUCUUCUAGUCGUGAUACUUAAAACACUAAUUAUGUAAUCAUUGGAUUCCUACAAUCGCACAAGUCAACCUUGUGUCUAGUCUAACCAUUGCAAGAUGUAUGUAGUUUUCUAACAGAAUGGUAUGCAAGUGAUACUAACAAGACCCCCAGCAUGAUCUAGUCUUGUAUACGACCGAAUAGUUCCUCUGAAAACUAACCACAUAUCUGGGUCGUUUUCUAGUCUUGUGCUAUGCACUUUAGUACACUGACCAACACUGCAGGGAAGUGUAUGUGUAGGUACAUUGACCAACACUAAACACUGCAGGGUAAUGUGUGUGAAGGUGUGGUAUAGGUGUAAUAAGUCAUGGUAGUGGAGGUAUGAAAACAUCAGGCUGAAUGGUAAGGAUGUACACUAGUUACUUAUUUAAGCUUUAUUUUUUCAACAAAGUCAUCAUUCUGUUGCCAUGAGGAGGUGAGGGAAAUGGAGUACAGGAAUGCUGGCUAACACAGAUAUGCAUGUAUGUACAGUAAAAUCAAUAUUAAAGCUGCCUACUAACCCAUUUUCUGUGAUAAAUCUAAGGCAUUGAGCCCCAGGGGUUGUGCCUCAUGCACUGAAGCACUCACAGCAUUAUCAUUCAAUCUGAGUGUAUCAAAGUCAAUCAGACUCAAAAAUAGGCCAAUAAAAGUACUUUUUGGCUUCAUAGUUCACUGUUCACAGCUUUCUCUUAAGAUGCCUGUUUCAGUAACCAUUUACUGCAGGGCUGUGAUUUUUACAAUCCAAAAAGAAUGCAAUUUUCAUCAAGUUAGGUUGUAAUAUUCAACCAAGAAUUUUGUCUGAAUGUUGCCGACAGUAUCAUAAAUUAUCACAAGUACAUACUAGUUUUCUGUAAAGGAGAUAAUUUUUUUCUAGUAUUCAUAUCCAGUUUACUGCCAUUUGUGAUUUGUUUUAUACUGAAAGAGAUACACUUUGUAGGGUCACUUUCAUCAUGAGAUAGACCAACAUGAUGCAUACAUAGGUUAUGUGUGAAAUCUAUCUAAACAACUCACAGUGAAUUAAUGAUUGGUGACAAGGAGGUAGUCUAGCAGAAUGAGUAACCCAUUUUCCUCAUUGGAAUGAUCCUGGCAAACAUAUCUAUUAUUAUUUGACUGUAGGUUAUUUCAAGCCUCCCAUUUAGCAAACGCCCUCAUUGUUUCAAGGGAAAAGUUAUUAUACACAUUUCCUUAACUAGAAGUAUUUUUUUUUAAAGCAGCUAAUUCUUCUUGGAUAUUGAGAAAGGCUUCAGUCUAGGUUUUGAUGUUCAGAUGUGGAACAAAAUCAUUACUCUCCAACGUUUAAAAAAAGUUGAUAAAAUGCUCUGAUGUAUGAAUAUUUGAAGGCAAAACUGUCUCUCCAUAAUAUGAUUCAUUAAAAGGUAUUCUUUCAGUACUGAUGAACUUUAAUCUUAAUGAAAAGUUAAAGUUUUAGCCAUGGCAACUUAAUAACGGUGCAAUAAGAAUCUUUUUUUGUUUUUGCAUGUCUCCAAUAGAAUUUUCAGUCAUAUGUAGUUUAGAACUUAACAUUUAUGUAAAAUAUCUGAUGGUUUGUUUGGCUGAAAGAUUUUUGUGGUCUACCCAGUACCUUUCCUCACUUUGAAGGCAGGAACUGCAGACUGUCAUUGUACCAGUAUGAAGUGCACUUAAAUCCCAGCAAAACAACAGUCACCAUUGCUAGGCCUCUACACCACCCCGGUCAGGCCCUGGGAGCGCCACAAGGUGCUCCCGCCUCUUGCACCUAGGGCAGCUGGCUCAUUGUACCAUGAGCAAGGUUUUUGUCUUUAAUUGUAGUCUGUAGAUGUUAGAUGCUGUGUAGUAUGUGAUUUUUACCUUUAGUGUAGCAGACAAUCUUGUGCUCUCACCUGUGUAGCCUUAACUAAGGAUGGGGAGUGAUUAUUACUAGUGUGAUCCCCCACCUUCAUCAGCAGAAUGCAGAAGCUCCCAAAGGUUACAAACAGAAGAUAUUAGUAUAGGAAAACUAUAUAUUGUGUAAGAUUUUAAUGUGCAAUUAAUACCAAAAGUUUUUUGACAUAGUAAAUAUAUUUAAAGGCUUUUGUAAUCCAAAUACAUUACACUAGAAAGUAGAUAUAAAGAUGCACAUUUUUUAAUAAAUUUAUUUUGGGGGGAAGACUCAGUCUUCCUUUUGGUCAAUUUUGUCAGCAUCACUGUAGAAUUGGUCAGUUGAACACACAUGCAGAUUGCUGCCUUGUUGCCAUGUUGCAUUCCAAAUGUAUACUGUGCUCAAGUGUUCCUUCACCCUCAUUGUUGACUCAGAGAGUAGAUGGGGCAGAGUACUUCUUGGCCAGCCUUGAGGUGGUGUUUAGUCAGGUGUGACCAGUGCAUACCAAGCAUAAGUGUCGGAAAGUUGCAAGUUCUGAACAUGUUAACCCAGCACGGCUCAGGUGAAGGGUGGAGCCAGGUUGAACGGUUACAUUCAUGGCAGAGCAGCCUGUUAGGGAAUGUACUUACCUCUGCUGAAAAAUGUCUUGCAACAUCAAAGUCAUUCUGUUUUCCAACACCAUUGUAGAUGAAGAAAGUUAUACAUGCAUAAGAAACCAUUUCAAUUUCAUUUCAUUCUAGUUGUUGGAAAUUCCAAAUUCAGUAGUAUCCACAAGUACUCUGGUUCAGCCCUGCAUUUACAAAGAGUCUGAGAGUUUUCUUAGACAACCAAGUUAUGCAGACACUACAGAGGAUGCAACAUGUACGUGUGUGUUUAUUUUUUGAUUAGGUGUAAAUAGGUGUUUUCUUAUGUGUGUAUUUCUUCAUCCUCCUAAUGCCUGCAGCUCUUGAUGUGCCUUAACUUUUCAAGACUUUAGGUCCCUAGCUGAGUUUUAGAGCUGUAGGAGGACAAAUGAGACCUGCAAUUUUCAGCCUUAGAUGGGGUACCCUUAAGGAUCCAUUUUUUCAGUGUACAGCAGUAGAUCCUGUAAAGGACUGUGGGAUGCAAAGCUUGACCACCCCCACAAUAGGGUCUUGUCAGCACCUUUCCCUUUUGUGUAUUUUAGACCUCUCAGAAAUACUUUUAUGUUCCAUCUUCCUUUUGCAUCCCCUGCAGCCAAGGCAACGUGCGCCUUUUUCUGAACUUUUGACCUGCAGCUAAUUCUUUCCCUAACCGGUUUGCUUCUUUUUACACAUUAACGUAGUACAGGUAGAGGAUUGGCAAUGGAUUCUUUUGAUGUCUCUUGGAUUCCAUUUUCUUUCAUCCGGUGUUUUAAUAAUAAUUGGUGUAGUGGAGGGAGCUUAGCUGUACUUAAUGUAUCUUUCAGAGUGUCAGAGUGUGGUAUUUUUCCAUAAGGCUUCCUGACUACCAUAUUUUUCCCAUAGAGUUUUUUGUCAAAGUCUUUUUACUGUGUGAUGUGUUUUUAUAACUCACUCACUGUAUUGCCUUAGUAACCAAUACGCAAGACUGGAUAUUACAAAGUACACUGUAAACCAUCUGUGUUAUAUAGAGGCCGGUGUGUUGCUUGGGAGGGCCUGUAGACGUGUUGGCAGGGGCAGAGCAAGGAAGAGAUGACUUAUCUUAACCAUAGCAAGAGCUCAAGAAAAUAACUAAUGCACUUUCCACAGAGCUUGUAUGAGUCUUUAGUGUAUAGCUAUUUUUCCAUUAGUCGUGUGUGAUACUAAGCCUGUAGUUCUUUUUUAAUGUAGCUUUAAAAGGAGACUAAAAUUAGGACUUUCAUUAAGACUAUAGCACCAGAAGGUUGCUGUGUCAUAACUAGGUGUAAGUUAAGGUUUGUCAGGAGACUGCUGAUGCCUUCAGCUGCCAGUACGACUGAUCAUUGAGGCUAAUCAUUUGAAGGAUCAGCCAAACCUAUAUUUUCCUGUUUGUAUUUUGGAUCCAAGAUAGUAUUGUAAUGGACAGAAUUGAUGUCAAGAUAUAAAGACUUUUAGUUCCUUGUCACCCUAGUCUAAUGUUUUUUUGAAGAACACUGAUGAGGUUCACGUAUUAAGUAAGUUAAAGAUAAUAUGUAUGGGAUAAUCAGCAGGAAGAGGAGAGGCUUAUAAGGCCAUUAUCAGUUAUAGUUUUAAGGCUGGGUAUGUCAACAUGUGUGGUUUAAUUGGGCUAACUAUUGUUUUUCACAUCAUUCUUAAUGCAUUUAAUCAUGAUGUUAAUGAAACUCUUUCAGAGUAAAUUUCUCCUCAAGCCAGUUAUCAAACCAUGCCCUGUAGGCUGUUAUACUCUAUACUGAACGACAAUGUUUAGAGUGUUUUACAGAAAAAUGGCCAGAACUCACGAGGCAUCGAGAAAGCUAAACAUACAUACCUGUGAUGGCCGACAGUGUUGAGGCGAGUAGACCCCACUGAGCCUGGGCACCCUGACCCCAGUCUUGGGUGGAAGCUUCAGGCAGCAUGUAGAAACCUCUGAUUUUGCUCAAAUGGUUAAGGAAAGUAUCCAUGGCAUCAAGCAGUGCCCUUGAUUUCAUUAAUAUUCAGGCUAAAUAUUUUGAUGUAGCAGUGGGAUUCUAUUUACUCCAAAGAGCUUUAUUACCAAGUUAUAUGUACAUUUAGUAUUCUGUAUUUUUUCUAAUUAGAAAACCUUGUAUUUUUAGCAACAUUACUAAUUGAAAGGCAUGUUUUCUGGUAGAGGAGUCAUGUCACAUAGGCAUGCUAUCAGAACUUCUAGAGUACUAGUCAGAAUCCCUCAACAUAUUCCUUACUGCAUCAUUGUUCUUUAACACAUUGAUAAUGAUGAUUCCCAUCUUGUAAUUGCCUGAUUAGUUGCUCUUUAUUUAUCUUUACCUUUAGUAUGUCUAUCUCAGACAUUCUGUUAAAUUUGAUAUGCUUAAAAUUGUAAGGAAUUACAUAAUUUCCAAUUCAUGCCUGUACUUCAGCAAGAAGUUGCUGUGUGAGCCUGCACAGUGUGGCUAACUUACCGUGUGAUGGCAAGACAGUCAACCAUCGAAUACUUUGCUCAGCGCUUUGAUUGGUCUCUGCAUAGCUUUUAAUGUUACAGUCACUUGGAUUGUUGAGGUGACAUGCGUGUGUGUGCGUGUGUGUGUUCCGGUAAUGUAGUUGCGUUGUGAUUUAGUUUAAAUAUUUUUUAUUUUACACGUAGGGUACAAAUAUUUUUUUGAUUUAUUUGCUUUUAUAGAUUAUGUUAGUGAUGAAUACAAUCAUAUUAUGUGGAUUUUACCUUGGAGAUGUUUGUAAAUAUUCUUUCAUUUUACCUGCAAUAAUUCCCCAUUUUUUCUCUCUAGCUCAGUAAAAUUAUCACAGUCAUAGAAUUAUAUUUUUGUUACAUGUAAAUUGGUAUUUGUUGAUGCAAAAAUUAUGUUUUCUUCAGUAUGAACUACACAACUGUUUUCAUUAUAUAUAUCGUACCAUGUAGAAAACUCCCCAUUGCCUGGGUGGUGGCUGCCGCCCCUCACGGCAGCCUCCCCACCCUGUGAGAGGUGUGUGGUUUAUGUUUAUUCAUGCAUUUUGUCUCCACCAUGUAGAUGGAUUAGCAACAAAAACAUUGAAAUUUGGCUGUGUAAUGUUUGUGUUGAGUGUGGGCAGCAGCGGGGUCACAGACGGCAGGACAGCCCUCCGGGGAGUGGGCGUGGCCGAGGUAGUGCCAUGGCAGCAGUGGCCUAUAUUAUUCAUAGUACAAGUAGUGAUGCAGUGGAGAGUGUGCCAGUGACGGACUGCAGAGUAUUGUGCAGGAGUGUAGGCCAUUUCCUUUGCUGGACCUUUUCUCCAGACAUUUCUUCACUGCUUUAUUCCCUCAUAGACAUUUUCCCCUCCUCAACACUUCCCUCUUCAGACAUUUUCCCCUCCCAAAGAUUUCCUCUUAAACAUUUUCUAUUCCUGAAUGGUCUGAACCUUUAUCUCAUCCCUAUUUAUUUAUCUCCACUUUUCAAACUAAUCACUCCCAACUAAAUGAUGUAAUAAGCUAGAAAGUAACUUAGUCCCAGUAAAUGAACAAACUAACCUCACUGAAUUAGUAAUAUAGAUUGUCUUUGUCUUUCAUAACAAAGUACAGUUGAACACAUCCAUGGGGGGAUGUCCAGAGGGGAAUCUGCCUUGGAGGGAAAAUGUCUAAAGGGAAACAUGACCAGCCUUGUCACAUGGGGAUGGUUUGUUGAACUGGGAAUGUUAGGGAAGGUCACAGGCAUAACAUACGCCUGAGGGAGGAGGGAGGGUGUUCUGUGCCGCCCUGGAUCCCACUGGGGGCUGCACCUGCCCGCUCAUGCCACCACAGGGCCUGGCUGAAGUCAAUAGUCACCGUACCUGUGCAGCUUAGAGUACAGGCCAGGGGCGGGCAGGCCGAGGCACCACGUUGCAUAUUCAGAGGCUCCUUAAUGUAUUUCACUAGUCAGGAUGUAUUUAAUGUAUUCUUUUAUAUAUUAUAAUACAAGUGUGAUGUGUGCA